Messenger RNA from Trichophyton benhamiae CBS 112371, 879 nucleotides. RefSeq lists its product as uncharacterized. Gene Ontology annotation, biological process: transmembrane transport. The record is from RefSeq and is a predicted model, not a curated record. Gene Ontology annotation, molecular function: transmembrane transporter activity. Bases 1 to 879 code for a protein of 292 amino acids. Gene Ontology annotation, cellular component: membrane. The transcript is spliced from 2 exons. NCBI's taxonomy places the organism in Eukaryota, Fungi, Ascomycota, Eurotiomycetes, Onygenales, Arthrodermataceae.
AUGCUACAAUCUAUUAACUUGAAACAGAUGUCAGAGGAAAUCCAAAAUCCAUCCAUCACGGUUCCACGCUCUAUUAUCCUUACUCUCAUCAUCAAUGGGAGCCUCGGGUUAUCAAUGCUCAUUGCGACUCUAUUCAGCAUAGUUGACUUGUCCACUGCCAUAGAGUCACCAACCGGUCUCCCAUUCAUUGAGAUCUUCCGGCAAUCCACGGGUUCAAUUGCUGGUUCUGCUACAAUGGCGUCAGUCAUUGUCACGUUAGCACUGUUUGCAAACUGUAACUACCUGGCCUCGACAUCCCGUAUGACCUGGUCGUUUGCAAGAGAUCGAGGCCUGCCAGGAUGGAAAUCAUUGACUAAGGUUGAGAAACGCACCGAAGUGCCGUUGAUGUCAAUUCUCGUCACCGCUACCAUAACUAUCCUUCUAUCUCUCAUAGUUAUUGGUUCAACGACGGCUUUCAAUAUCAUUGUGUCCUUGACGGUUGCUUGCUUAUAUCUCAGUUAUUUGCUGGCCACGAGCAUGCUACUGUACCACCGAUGCGUAGGAAACGUCUCGUAUCCUUCCAGUAACACGGAAAUGGGCCAAACCCUUGCCAAUACUACCGGCGCCCGUCUUGUUUGGGGCCCAUGGCAUCUCCGUGGUGCCAUGGGGAUUGCAACAAAUAUAUUUGGAAUCAUAUACCUGACGGUAAUCCUGAUAUUCAGCUUCUUCCCUGCUGAUGCUUCUCCGACGGCAGAAGGCAUGAAUUACAGCGUCGCCAUUUGGUCCUUCGUGGUUGUGUUUAGUAUUGUAUAUUACCUUGCAUAUGCGCGGAGAGUGUACGAUGGACCUGUAGUGGAAAUUGAUACCACACCGUCUAUUGAGCCCGCUCUCAAACAGUGA